AGGAGCUGCCGCGCGCCCGCCACUGCCGCUCGGCUCCACACAGCCGGCGCAGCCCAGCCACGAGACUCUGACAGCCGAGCGGCCCGCGCAGCUCCGGCGCACAGGGACGGACGGACCGCGGCGGCGGCGAAGGCGGACGCGAGGACAGCGGCCCGGCACCAAGUGCAGGAGGCGCGCGGGUCCGGCGGCGCGCAGAGGUCUCCUCUGAAGCAGCUGGGAACUCAGAAGGCCUUACUACCCAUGAGGAGUAGGCCAGCCAGGAGAGCAGUAAGGGAUGGCAUGAAGGCCACCAGGGCCUGAGGAGUGAGCGCAGCCUGCAGCUCGUGGGACCUGGAGCCUCCAAGUCGGGAGACUGUAUCACCGGGGAGACUCACGAAGAAUUGAUACUUCGGCCCCAAGUGACAUGUCCACGGUGUGAUGACAGGAAAUGAGCAGGUUUGCAGAAAAACUGCUGGCCUGAAAUUUAAGAAGAAGGCGUCGUUGCUUGGCUCUGGCUGAGAACAUGGCCAAUGGCAUUGACGAGCUGAUCGGCAUUCCCUUCCCCAACCACAGCAGCGAGGUCCUGUGCAGCCUGAACGAGCAGCGGCAUGACGGGCUGCUCUGCGACGUGCUCCUGGUGGUGCAAGAGCAGGAGUACCGCACCCACCGCUCCGUCCUGGCCGCCUGCAGCAAGUACUUCAAGAAGCUCUUCACAGCCGGCACCUUAGCCAGCCAGCCCUACGUCUACGAGAUCGACUUCGUCCAGCCCGAGGCGCUGGCCGCCAUCCUGGAGUUCGCCUACACCUCCACGCUCACCAUCACGGCCUCCAACGUCAAGCACAUCCUCAACGCCGCCAGGAUGCUGGAGAUCCAGUGCAUCGUGAACGUGUGCCUGGAGAUCAUGGAGCCCGGGGGGGACGGGGAGGAGGAGGAUGACAAAGAGGACGACGACGAUGACGAAGAUGACGACGACGAGGAGGACGAAGAGGAGGAGGAGGAGGAAGAGGAGGAGGAGGACGACGACACGGAGGACUUUGCUGAUCAAGACAACUUGCCUGACCCCCAGGACAUCAGCUGCCACCAAAGCCCCUCCAGGAUGGACCACCUCUCGGAGGCCUGUUCAGACGCUCCCAGGGACUUCCCCGAUUCCUUCCGGGCCGGCAGCCCUGGCCACCUGGGCGUGAUCCGGGACUUCUCCAUUGAAUCUCUGCUGAGGGAGAACCUGUACCCCAAAGCCAACAUCCCCGACAGGAGACCCUCCUUAUCUCCGUUCGUCCCGGACUUCUUUCCACACCUCUGGUCGGGGGACUUCGGUGCCUUUGCCCAGCUGCCCGAGCAGCCCGUGGACAGCGGGCCCCUAGACCUGGUCAUCAAGAACCGCAAGAUCAAGGAGGAGGAGAGGGGGGAGCUGCCCCCACCUCCGCCGCCGCCCUUCCCCAGCGACUUCUUCAAGGCCAUGUUCCCGGACCUUCCCGGGGGGCCGCUGGGCCCCAUCAAGGCAGAGAAUGACUACGGUGCCUAUCUCAACUUCCUGAGCGCCACCCACCUAGGGGGCCUCUUCCCGCCCUGGCCGCUGGUGGAGGAGCGCAAGCUGAAGCCCAAGGCCUCUCAGCAGUGCCCCAUCUGCCACAAAGUCAUCAUGGGGGCCGGGAAGCUGCCACGGCACAUGAGGACCCACACCGGGGAGAAGCCAUACAUGUGCAACAUCUGCGAGGUCCGCUUCACCAGGCAGGACAAGCUGAAGAUCCACAUGAGGAAGCACACGGGGGAGCGGCCCUACCUGUGCAUCCACUGCAACGCCAAGUUCGUGCACAACUACGACCUCAAGAACCACAUGCGCAUCCACACGGGCGUGCGGCCCUACCAGUGCGAGUUCUGCUACAAGAGCUUCACGCGCUCCGACCACCUGCACCGCCACAUCAAGCGCCAGAGCUGCCGUAUGGCCCGGCCCCGGCGCGGCCGCAAGCCCGCCGCCUGGAGGGCCGCCAGCCUGCUCUUUGGGCCCGGCGGCCCGGCCCCGGAGAAGGCGGCCUUCGUGAUGCCCCCCGCGCUGGGUGACGUGGGCGGCCACCUGGGCGGGGCCGCCGUGUGCCUCCCGGGCCCCAGCCCCGCCAAGCACUUCCUGGCGGCGCCCAAGGGUGCGCUGAGCCUGCAGGAGCUGGAGCGGCAGUUCGAGGAGACGCAGAUGAAGCUGUUCGGGCGCGCGCAGCUCGAGGCCGAGCGGAACGCGGGGGGCCUCUUGGCCUUCGCGCUGGCCGAGAACGUGGCCGCCGCGCGUCCCUACUUCCCGCUGCCUGACCCGUGGGCCGCGGGCCUGGCCGGCCUCCCCGGGCUCGCCGGCCUCAACCACGUGGCCUCCAUGUCUGAAGCCAACAACUAGGCUGGCCUCAUCACCCCCAGUCCUGCUUCCCUGUCCCCUCCCGGGCCCACCUGCCCCAUCCGAUGGGUCUGAACUUUUUAUUUCAAAAGAAAAAAGGAAAACAAAUAGCAGCUGCAGUGGUAUUUUCUGGGCCUCCCGAGGCAGCUGCCUCCCCUGUGCUGGGGUCUGAGAUGGGCAUCCCCUCCCCAAAGGCCCGGCCCCUCUCUGGCUGUCUCUCUGCUCUCACACAGAAACUCACAGGGGCCCGUGCCAAAGAGGAGGCCCCAGACCAGGUGUCCAGAAGCACUUUGGAGCUGUGUGGGGCUAGACGGAGGGAGGUGGCUUGGCCAGAGGCAGACCGGAUGGAUGGAGCAGGGCUGAAGGUAGGGUCCCGAGAUACACAUCCUGAGCCCCGCCACUCUAAGGCAGAGUCCCUGCUGACACUGUUCCGAUGGGUCAUUUUUCCCAUCUCCAGUGGCCCUGGGAUCCUUAGGGGAAGUGACCUAUAGGCAGGGAGAGGGUCUCCUGGGGUCCGGGCCCAUUUUUCCCUCCCUGUCCUAUGACCGCGGACAGGUCAGCCGUCUGUACCCCAGUUUCACCCUGCUGUGAAAGGGGGCUGGAAAUUUUGUUUCCCCCUCCCAUCCACCCACCGACACACUCGAACAUGCCCAUCCCUCCAGAGAGAAGCCUUGAGAGAGCAGGGGCUUUGCAGUCUUAACGUCCCUGGUGACGCUGUUUCACUGGACUUAGUUUUAUCACGUCCACCUCUCCGUUGGCACAGGUGAGAAAUAUGGCCAAACUAGACAGGCUAACAGAGGAAGAGGGCUGGGGUGGGCUUGUCCACAGCCCCCAGGCAGCCUUGGGGAACUCUAAAUCCUCCCCUCCCCUCCGGGCAGGCCACUGUGCGCAUCCGGGGGCUACCAUCUCGCAUUGUCCCCACCUCUGCGUGGUCCCUCCAAUGCCAUAAGGAGUCUUUCAGGACUCCGAGGGCCAACACGGAAGGAAUGGGGUCCUCCUCUUAACACCUGGCAGCUGCCCCUCUCCACCUGAUUCCCGGAAACAGACAAAAUGCCCAGUUACCCAGGUGUAUGUUUGCUUUUCAGUUGGGGGCUUCUCAGGACUUUGGCAUCGCUGUGUUUGAACACCCUCAACCCCUCCGUGGUCCCCCAGGGAGGAAGCCAGCUGUCCAGUGUGGGAAGUCAGAGGCUUGGCUCCAAUAUGGGCUUGGAGGGCUCUGUGAGUGAGGGCUGUCCACGCAUUCUCCCUGGCUCUCUGGUUUGUAGCCGGUCCUGAGAAGGAAGACAGCUCUGCUGGCCCAGUGCCUUCCAGAUCUUCUCUCCCCUUUCCUGUCCUUCCCUCCCUUUUCUUGCUGAGUUUUCUUUUGUUUCUCAGUAGCCCAGAGAAGGGAGGAGAGUUCUCCUGUGCAGAUGGCCCAGGGCUGGUGUCCCCAAUCCAGGAGCUGUGGGCAUAGAGACUUCGGCUCUUCCUAUUGCCUUGGCUUCUUCCUGAGCAAACGCAAAAAAACAAAAAGGCCAGAGAAGACCACAGACUCUGUCACUCUCCCAGCUCCCCGGCGAAGAGACCCGUGACUCCACACACCACCAGCUGCCCUUUCAGCCAGAGGGAACUGUUGCUGACACGCUCUCGUCCUCAGACGUCAUCUGCUGGGCAGCUGCCUCUCACACUCCUGUCUCCAUUUCUGACCCUGGCUUCUGGGACCCACCAGCCAACAUGCCUGUGUUCCCCCUGCAGCCAAGGGAGUGGGGCUGAGCCAAACAAGAGAAAACGAGGAGAAACAAACAAAUUAGAAACCAGUGGUGUUGGGGCUUUUGUUUUUAUUUUGUAAAAGUAAUGACUUCUCAUAAACUCAAUUUUUCAGACGACUGGUUAGUUCUUUUUGUUUUCUCUUGUCUGCAGUUUAGAGUUGUACAUUGUAACAUAUCCAAAGAUGUCGAGUACUGUAUGAUCAAGAACUUGAAGCAAAUGGGUCAUGGAGGUAGGGACGGUAGUGUUUGGUUUUGUUUCCCUUUUUUUGGGGGGGGGGACAUUUCAGUUUCCCUGUCUGUGGGAGAACUUUGGAAUUUUUUUCUAUUUAUAACUUUUUUUUUAUGUGAUUGCUUUAUGUAAAAUGACACUCAACAAGGUUUGCCUUAGUGAUUCAAGGGACAAUCUUCCAUAACUUUGGUCGCACGCUGCAUCCCGCCGAGAAAAACU
Molecule: messenger RNA, 4552 nt
Organism: Globicephala melas (long-finned pilot whale)
Lineage: Eukaryota; Metazoa; Chordata; Mammalia; Artiodactyla; Delphinidae
Gene: ZBTB7C
Product: zinc finger and BTB domain containing 7C
Biological process (GO): regulation of transcription by RNA polymerase II
Molecular function (GO): protein binding; RNA polymerase II cis-regulatory region sequence-specific DNA binding; DNA-binding transcription factor activity, RNA polymerase II-specific
Source: RefSeq, a predicted model, not a curated record